Molecule: messenger RNA, 942 nt
Organism: Annulohypoxylon truncatum
Lineage: Eukaryota; Fungi; Ascomycota; Sordariomycetes; Xylariales; Hypoxylaceae
Product: regulator of volume decrease after cellular swelling-domain-containing protein
Exons: 2
Coding region: 1-942 (313 amino acids)
Biological process (GO): mRNA cis splicing, via spliceosome
Cellular component (GO): spliceosomal complex; cytosol
Source: RefSeq, a predicted model, not a curated record
AUGUUACCUCCAACCGUCAUCAGAACUUGUCCUUCGCUGGACGACGACUUUCAGCCGUUGAGUGAGUACCAAGCUCAAACUCCGGAAACAUUCUUCGACGGAAAGCCAAUUCUAUACUACCACGACGAGAAUGUGAAGGCGUGGGUCUCGGCAGAACAACAUGAUCUCUUGUAUAUCUUCUCCAAGCCACCUGAUGACGCCAAUACGCCACUAAGCCCUUCCCCACCGGAGUCCUAUGCGCUCGAAAACAACGGCGGGCAACACUUGCGUGAGGAGAAAGUCGAGGUAUUCGUUGCGUCGAAGCGAAGCGGAGCUGGCAUCGAGAUACCAUACCCUGCUAUCACGCUCCACGCAAUAAAGAACUUCCGCCACGCGGAGAGACCUGAUGAUGCUUCAUUCAAGUUCAUUGGAGUCUACAUGCAGAUCGAUUUUCCAGGAUCGGGAGAAGAGGAUGAUCAAAGCUUUGAUCCCAUUGAACUCACCCUUAUCCCCUUCAAGGCAUCCUCUACGGAGACUUCGGUCGUUGAUCCUGUGAAUAGCGAAAGGGCUACUGCUUUGUUUAACCAGGUAUCUGCGUGCUCUAACUUGCAUCCCGAUCCCCAGGACGAAGAGGAAGAGGACGAAGGAGAAGACAGUUUCGAUCGUAUCGUCUUUGAAGGAAAUGUUGAGGGCGAAGCCAUAGAAGGGUUACCCGGUGCUUUUCGAGGGGAUGUCAAUGGCGGUCUCCCACCCCCAAUGCCGGGAAGCUCUGGUUGGAUCACCGCCGAGAACGUCAAUCAAUACUUCGAUGGAGACGGCAACUGGAUCGGAGAGAAUGGUGGAAGUGGUGAGCUUGGAGAUGGAGCAGGCCGUGUCCGAGGGCGUGACGAAGUGGAGGGAGACGGUGCGGACGGUCAAGUAAACGGCGAUGACGUUGACUUGAAACGUCCACGAACCGAAUGA